AUGCACGGCAUAACGUUGCGUCGUCGCUUGGUUGCUGAUGAUGAGCAGCGUGGAUGCUGCAAGAGAACCCGCAGGCAAGGCCCAACAUCUACCAGGUACUCCGUGAGGCUUGCGGCAUGCAAGGUCGGGAGCCUCCCAUCAAAGAUAUAUACUCGAGCAGGUCACAACCGGACUUCCACCGGUACGACCAGCCUCUCCCCGAACCCCACGGAGCCAAGUCGCCGCCUACCGUGGGCGCUGUCUUCUCCCCACAGACAGCGCAGCCGCAGCAGGUCAUUCCCGAGGUCGAGCGCAUGCGCCGGGGUAGGCUACCCGCCGCCCACUCGCCGCAACCGAACAAGCCUAGUCCCUCUCCUGGCAAGGUUACCGACGGUGACCCCUUCGCUGCUCUCGAUGUCAGGGGUCCCGUAAAAGGCGGAGACGAACUGUCGUCCAGGUUUCCCACUCUGGACCAGUUCACCCUCCUGCACGACCAGGGGCGUAAGUUCGAAUUCGACGACAGCCUUGCCAACCCUCCACAGCAGCCAAAGGACUUGUCCCAGAAGGUGGCCGAAAGAUUAGCGGACGAGGCUUUUCAGGUGAAACCUCCUUCGUCAUCUGCUCCUGCCGUGCCGAGCCCGAGGCAGUCUGCCGAUUUUAGCAGAGCAAGUCCGUCGGUCGUGUCCCCUCCCCUCAACCCCGCCAGUGCUCCUUUGAAACAGCCCGAAGUUAGCCGUGCGUCGGCCAUCAUCUCGAGCACGCCCGAGCUACAGGCCCUCUCUUUACAAACGUCGCAGCUGCCUCCGAAGCCCGUGAUGGUGUCGACAGGCACGAUGACGUCCCCGAUCCUAGAGCAAGCGCCCGUGCCUCCCCAAUUCCAACGGUAUCCGCCUAAUGAGCGGCACCGAGCAGUCAGUCUCCCACGGGCAUCUGCUACGAACCAGACCUCGCUACCGCCUGGGGAAGCGGGGGUUUCUCGGACCCCCUCGUUCCACGGCGCGGCAGCCCAGCAGACUCACGUGCGUCACCCUUCCUCGUCAAGGCCAUCGUUAGAAGGCGGGCGGCCCAGCUUGGAGCAACUGGAGCCGACCGGGCCAAGGUCGCGGCUCGCCAUGAGACCGAGGCCCGUCAGCACACAUCUCGAGUCCAACCUCGACUUCCUGCGCGAGCAGGAGUCGAGGUCGAAGUCUCCAGCAUUGCCGUCGCCGAGGCAUUCGUUGGAGCGGAGCCUGCCCCCUAGCCCGGUCGAAGACACCAACAUCGAAUCCAACGUCGACUUCCUCCGCGCGAUGGAGGAUUCGGAAUCGAAAAAGAAGGACAAGGGCGCAAAGCAUCAUAUCAAGCGAGGCAGCCUCUCGUCUCUUGGUGCUGGCACCAAGAACAUUCUUGCCGGCAAGUUCGGCGACGCCUUCAAGCGGUUCGAAGGCAACGCGAGCGGGCCGUCCGCGCAACGCACCCCUUCUCCCCUCAAAGACCACGACCGCCUCCAGCUCACGCCCAUUGCCGGCUCCGAAGCGACUGACGGCCGCAGCGACGACGGCCAGUCGCCAGACUGGGAAGACAUGACGCCCGAGAUGCGCCGCGAGCAGGAGGCGCGCAUGCUGGCGCAGGAAGAAGCCCGCGUGGCCGCCGCCCAGGCCGAGUACCGACAGCGCGUCAGCCAACGUGGCGGCGCCGGCGGCCCGCCGAUCCCUCCACCCAAGAGCAUCGGCGGCGUCUCGCGUGUCACAUCGAUCCAGAACAAGGUCCAGAGCCUCCUGGAAGAGAGCACCCGUUCGUCGGCGAGUGUGUCGCGCACCGCACAGGGGUACGGGCAUUACACGGAUGCUGCCGCUGCCGCUUCCGCUAAGCAGUCCGGGAAUGAGGGUGGCGGAAAGCCGAUUGUGCCACCGAAACCGGUCACCGGCCUCGGGCAACAGCAGGUCACUGGCGGACAGCAGCAGCAGCAGCAGCAGCAGCAACAACAACAACAACAACAACAACAGCCACGACCACAGCCGGCGUCGUCGUCGUCUGGCUUGGAACCCUCUAUCACGGGCCGCACUGCCACUCCGAUUACCGCCUCGUCGACCGCGGGAAACAGGCCCCUGGCCCCGCCGAAGCCGACACACCUAAACAAAGCCCUUCCCACCGUCACCGGCGGAGGCCGGCCGCCGUCGCCGACGAAACAGGCGCCGCUGGUGCCGAACCUUAGCUCCAGGGGUGCUUCUGCUGCUGGUAGUGGUGGUGCCGGCGGCGGCGUUGGCAGUAUCUCGUCAACCCCGAUCCGGAGCGGGCCUCUCGGGGGAGGCGGUGCCGGCACUUCUUCCGGGACGACCGAGGCGCUCCUGGCGGUGGAUCUCCCCGGCGGACAAGGGUCUGCGCUGCUCAGCAUGACGGCCGCGGAAAAGGACGACUACAUUCGGGACUUCCAGAGGCGGUUUCCAAGUCUGGGGGCCAUCGAGAUGGUGGAGCGGGAUCUGGCGGCCGAGGAUACGGCGGCCGGUAUUGGUAGCGGGAGGAGAUGAGAUGUGUGUUUUGGUCACUAUAUGCUGGGUGGGGGAUAAGAUGACUCUGGAUGGAGGCAGAGGAGGUGUACUUCUGAGCUCAACCUCUUAGGCUGCGAGAGAGCAUAACUUGGAAUAAUAAUAGACUAGUCUCCCACUGGGCGGGUGGUGUUUAUGAACGGGAUAGGGGGUGGUAGACCCGGUCAAAGGGGGGGGGGGAGAGGGGUUACGGUCGAUCGUUGUUGCACGA
Thermothelomyces thermophilus ATCC 42464 is the source of this 2715-nucleotide messenger RNA. RefSeq lists its product as uncharacterized. NCBI's taxonomy places the organism in Eukaryota, Fungi, Ascomycota, Sordariomycetes, Sordariales, Chaetomiaceae. The coding region runs from base 117 to 2486 and encodes 789 amino acids. The record is from RefSeq and is a predicted model, not a curated record. The transcript is spliced from 2 exons.